AUGCUCCAAGAGGUUGGGGGCCCUGUUCCUCCAAAUACUGACCAUGCAGUCAGUGUAUCACUACCAACAUGGACUGCGAAUGUGGCCUACGAAGAAGGAGAGCCAUGGAUCGUGAAGAAGAUGCAGUGUGGCUACCCACGAUUCUUUACCCAUCCAAUUAUACAGGAACUUGCAAGGGAAGUUGUGGAUCUUCAUGGGAACCCUGAGGCAGAGGCGGCCACCUUGUUCCCUACACCAAAGACCGCAAAUGUCUGCCACUCUUUCAUGAUCUCGAGGAUACCUUCCCAAGAAUCAGACAAAGUCAGGGUCGUCAAUUUUGUCCCAGCCCAUCACACUGACUCUCAAUCGCCGACAAUUAUGUCGCUUCUGUCGUGCGUUAUAUACCCGAAGCAAUAUGCCCCUAUCGCCAAACAAGUAUGGCAACACAGUGGAAACGGGAUAUCCAGUCGUCGGGGCGAAUUCUGUCUGAGCGCGCUUAGAGAUGGAUUCUUGAUCGAAGAUAAGAAGUCUGUAAAGGUUGACCAGUCCUCGCAACAAUAUUUCAAAGGUCCACGGCGCUAUCAGGGGAGAGGCUCAGGAAACGGGGUAGGUCGAGGAGGGGCGCAACAUAAUGCGACACCCAGUUCCGUGACGAAAUCCAAUGCAAUACAGGAUGGUCAGGAAUAUGGUCAAUUCAUUGAGGAACGUUUUGGGAGAAAUUUGAGUGUCUCGCUGGCAGAUCAAGCAAAGCUGGCCGUACGCAGACGGAUCGCAGGUGUGCUUACUGCUGAUGUUGAAUUGGCGGAUGCUCUUGAGGAGAUCUCAGGAGAAGCCAGAGUAGCAGGAUUGACAGAGUCUGAUGUCUUUCUCUUCCCUACCGGUAUGAGCUCAAUAUUCAACACUCACCAGAUGCUUCUCGUUGCAAAAGGCCCGAUGAAAAGCAUUUGCUUCGGAUUUCCCUACAUAGACACACUGAAGACACUUGAGAAAUGGGGUCCUGGGUGCUUGUUCUACGGCCACGGUUCCUCGGAGGAUCUAGACGAUCUAGAAUCCCGACUAAAGAAUGGUGAAAGAUUUCUGGCACUCUUUACCGAAUUUCCUGGAAAUCCGUUGCUCAAAUCACCCGACUUGAGGAGAAUACAUGCUCUUGCGCAAGAAUAUGAUUUUGCAGUCGUGGUGGAUGAGACAGUGGGCAAUUUCUUGAAUAUCAAUGUGCUCCCGUACGCAGACAUUGUUGUCAGCAGUCUUACAAAGGUCUUCAGUGGAGACAGCAAUGUUAUGGGGGGAAGUUCUGUGCUUAAUCCGCAUGGCCGCUACUAUCAAAGUCUUCGAGACACGUUCAGUCGCGAAUACGAGGAUAACCUCUGGGCGGAAGACGCCGUCUUUCUGGAAAGGAACAGUCGUGACUUCGUGUCUCGAAUUGAGAAAAUCAACAAAACCACCGAAGAUGUCACGGCCUUGUUGAAGAAUUCUCCACUUGUAAAAAAUGUCUACUAUCCUAAGUACAACCCUUCCAGAUCCUUCUACGAGGCGUGCCGUAAUCCUUGUGGCGGCUAUGGCGGUCUGUUUUCCGUAACGUUUCGUUGCACCGCUGAAGCAAUCGCCUUCUUCGAUCACCUUGAUGUUCUCAAGGGUCCUAGUCUUGGAACAAAUUUCACGCUCAGUUCACCAUAUACCUUACUUGCACACUAUAACGAACUUGAAUGGGCUGGUUCCUUCGGCGUCGAAUCUGACCUGGUAAGAAUAAGCGUCGGUUUGGAGGAUGCAUCCGUUCUUUGCGACCAGGUCCAACGUGCCUUGGGCGCUGUUAGCCAGAUUAGGGCGUAG
Aspergillus clavatus NRRL 1 is the source of this 1806-nucleotide messenger RNA. RefSeq names its product cystathionine gamma-synthase. The record is from RefSeq and is a predicted model, not a curated record. Gene Ontology annotation, molecular function: pyridoxal phosphate binding; cystathionine gamma-synthase activity. Gene Ontology annotation, biological process: transsulfuration. The transcript has 5 exons. The coding region runs from base 1 to 1806 and encodes 601 amino acids. Lineage: Eukaryota; Fungi; Ascomycota; Eurotiomycetes; Eurotiales; Aspergillaceae.